Scomber japonicus (chub mackerel) is the source of this 3476-nucleotide messenger RNA. It is a transcript of the gene specc1la, whose product is annotated as sperm antigen with calponin homology and coiled-coil domains 1-like a. Gene Ontology annotation, molecular function: protein binding. Gene Ontology annotation, cellular component: filamentous actin; microtubule organizing center. NCBI's taxonomy places the organism in Eukaryota, Metazoa, Chordata, Actinopteri, Scombriformes, Scombridae. The transcript is spliced from 14 exons. Gene Ontology annotation, biological process: actin cytoskeleton organization. The coding region runs from base 213 to 3476 and encodes 1087 amino acids. The record is from RefSeq and is a predicted model, not a curated record.
GUGAUGCUGAGGUGAUGCAACCAGAGGAGGGGGCAGCAGAGAGGAGCUGACAUCCGAGACCGAUGCUGCCUGCUGCUGUCUCCGGUUGUGGGAUUAACGAUCCGUUUGCGACCCCUAAUGAACAUUCAGCGGACGUUUAACAAGCCGUCCGAUUGAAAAAUUAAGAGAACCGCAGAUUGAGCUGUAAAUGUAUCGGCCUCAGAAAGCUCAGUAUGAAGAAGUCGGUCCGGCCAGCGGUGAGUAAGGUGAGCGGGGAUCGCGUGAAGUCAGAGGUCACGGCCAACUCUGGCACCGGAAAGCCCACAGCCAAGACCAACAGCACGGCACCGCUGUCUAAGGUGAAAAGUAAUGAUGAUCUUUUAGCAGCCAUGGCCGGAGGGAAUCCUGCAUCAAGUAAUGCUGUCACCAAAACCAAGAGGACUGCCUCUAUCGGGACUAACGCUAGCACCCUAGACAGCAAACCAAAGACAACAUCAGGUACUUCAAACAAGCGUACGACAUCCUCGACUUCAAAGGAGCCAAAUGCGUCAAGAGACCGUCUACGAACAUCCAGGACGUCAGCCAAUAAGAAGCAGUCGGUUUCAGGUGCUGCAGCAGGAGAUGUCGCCUCAGGGAAGCGCUCUCGCAACCAGGUCCCGGCAGAGUCCGAAGGGCGUAUGAGCAAAUCGAAAUCAGAUGGCCAGAUCAGCGAUAAGGUGGCUCUGGAGGCCAAAGUUAAAGACCUGUUGGGUUUGGCUAAGAGCAAAGAUGUGGAGAUCCUGCACCUUCGUAGCGAGCUGAGAGAUAUGCGGGCUCAGCUGGGCUUGGGAGGGAAGGAUGAGCCGCCACAAGAGGAAGCCGGGGAGGAGGAGAAGCCGCAGGUUUCGGCCAUCACAGCAGCCGAUGUGGAGUCCACUCUGCUUCUCUUACAAGAGCAGAACCAGGCCAUCAGAGAGGAGCUCAACCUGCUGAAGAGCGAGAACCGUAUGUUGAAAGACCGGCUCAAUGCGCUGGGCUUCUCUCUUGAGCAGAGGCUGGAUGCUUCGGACAAGCUGUUCAACUACGCCUCCCUGAGCCCAGACCUGGCAGCGAGCAGCGGGCAGAGCGACGGCGGAGGCACGGGUACGUUGACCUCCUCAGUAGAAGGCUCUGCCCCCGGCUCAUUGGAAGAUCUGCUCACAGGACAUCAGCACGGAGGCUCAGCGGACAACCUCGACAGCGAAUCCAGCGAAGUCUACCAGGCUGUCACCUCCAGCGAUGACGCCCUGGACGCCCCCUCCGGAGCCUCCUCGUCAUCCGAGUCGGAGUGCGCUCCCAGCAGAGAUCGCUCGAGGAGGGGCAGCAGCGGCAAUGCCAGCGAGGUGUCGGUGGCCUGUCUGACGGAGCGCAUCCAUCAGAUGGAGGAGAACCAGCACAGCACCGCCGAGGAGCUCCAGGCCACGCUGCAGGAGCUGGCCGACCUGCAGCAAAUCACCCAGGAGCUGAACGGGGAGAACGAGCGGCUCGGCGAGGAGAAGGUCAUCCUCAUGGACUCUCUGUGCCAGCAGAGCGACAAGCUGGAGCUGUACGGCCGACAGAUCGAAUACCUGCGCUCUCUGUUGGAUGAGCAUCACCUAUCAUACGUGCUAGAAGAGGACAUCAAGAGCGGCCGCUACAUGGAGCUGGAGCAGCGCUACGGAGACCUGGCAGAUAACGCCCGCUUCGAGAGGGAGCAGCUGCUGGGGGUGCAACAGCACCUGUCCAACACGCUGAAGAUGGCCGAACAGGACAACGCAGAGGCCCAGGAGAUGAUCGGAGCACUGAAGGAAAGGAACCACCAAAUAGAGCGCAUCCUGGAAUCAGAGAGGCAGGAUCGGGGGGCCAUGGCAGCCGCACUAGAGGAGUAUAAAGCGGCAGUGAGCAGCGACCAAGCAGAGCUGAGCCGCUGCAGAGGCCAGCUGGACCAAGAGAGGCAGAGGGUCGCCGAGCUGUACUCUCUCCACACGGCGGGGGACAAAAAUGACAUCUGCCAGCUGCUGGAAAGUGCUCGGCUGGGGAAGGAGGAGGCUGAAGCCAAAGCUGCGAAGAUGCAGAAGGAGCUGGAACAAGCCUGCAGCGAACUCUCCCGGCUGCAGGACACUUUCAGUAAGCUGGACAGGGAAUACAGAGACUUCCAGGAACAGGUGCAGCAGCAGAUGUCCAAGCAGGAGUGCGCCCUGGAGAAGCAGCGAGCGGAGCUGCAGGAAAAGGAGACGGAGAUCGUCGACAUGAAGGAAACCAUAUUUGAGCUGGAGGAUGAGGUGGAGCAACACAGAGCCCUCAAACUGCACGACAAUCUCAUCAUCACAGACCUCGAGAACUCUGUGAAGAAGCUGCAAGACCAGAAGCAUGAUAUGGAGAGAGAGAUUAAGAUUCUCCACCGCAGACUGAGGGAGGAGUCGAUGGAGUGGCGUCAGUUCCAGGCUGAUCUGCAGACAGCUGUUGUCAUUGCUAAUGACAUCAAGUCGGAAGCACAGGAGGAGAUUGGAGAUCUGCGGCGCCGGCUGCAGGAAGCUCAGGAGAAGAACGAGAAGCUGAGCAAAGAGCUGGACGAGGUCAAGAGCCGCAAGCAGGAUGAGGAGAGAGGCAGAGUGUAUAACUACAUGAACGCAGUAGAGAGAGACCUGGCUGCACUCAGACAGGGGAUGGGUCUCAGCCGGCGGUCCUCCACCUCCUCAGAGCCCUCACCCACCGUCAAAACCCUCAUCAAGAGCUUCGACAGCGCCUCACAAGGCCCACCUACCAACGGUGCCGCUGUGACCCCUCCAACAGCUUCGGCCGCCCCACUACCACGAACCCCCCUAAGCCCCAGUCCUAUGAAGACGCCCCCAGCAGCUGCUGUUUCACCCAUACAGAGACACUCCAUAAGUGGAUCCAUGUCAGCAUCCAAGCCGCUCUCCUCUCUGAGCGACAAGAGGCCGAGCUACACAGACAUCACCAUACCAGCCGAGCACCUUCUCCGGGGAGGCUCGUCCAGCCGUCCCCCCUCUGCCCUCCAGAGGGUCUCCAAUAUGGACUCCACUAAAACAAUAUCAGUGUCCCGCCGGAGCAGCGAGGAGAUAAAGAGGGACAUGUCUGCUCAGGACGGGGCUUCCUCAUCCUCCCUGAUGGCUAUGAGUGCCGCCUCAUCUCCGCUUUCCCUGUCCUCCUCCUCCCCUACCGCCUCCAUCACCCCCACAGCACGCAGCCGCCUAAGAGAAGAGAGGAAGGAUCCGCUGUCUGCACUGGCCAGAGAGUACGGAGGCUCCAAGAGAAACGCUCUGCUGAAGUGGUGCCAGAAGAAGACUGAGGGUUACCAGAACAUUGAUAUCACUAACUUCAGCAGCAGCUGGAACGACGGCCUGGCAUUCUGCGCCGUGCUCCACACCUACCUGCCUGCCCACAUCCCCUACCAGGAGCUCACCAGCCAGGACAAGGCAAGUAUACAGAUCAGAGGAGGAGCGCACAUUUUAAACCAGCAGACUCUUUGUGUGUGUUGA